CAUGCACGGCAGUCGCAUCGUGGCCGCGCGGCAGGUCGCACGUGUUUCGCGUUAUGGUGUCCGUAGGGCCGUGGCGGCGCCGCGCGCCGGACGACGACGACCGGUCGGAGCCCGGGGCCUCCAGCUCCGGCGUGCCGCGCGCCCCGCCGAACUGCGCGCGCUGCCGCAACCACCGGCUCAAAGUGGAGCUGAAAGGGCAUAAGCGGUAUUGCAAGUACCGGUACUGUAACUGCGAGAAGUGUAGACUGACGGCGGAUAGGCAGAGGGUGAUGGCGCUGCAGACAGCGUUGAGGCGCGCUCAGGCCCAGGACGAGGCCAGGGCGCGGGCGUCGGACGCGGGGCUCCAUCCUCCAGGGAUCGAGCUAGAUAGGCCAGAGCCUCCUGUGGUGAAAGCGCCGAGGAGUCCCGUGAUCCCGCCGCCGCCGCCUCGUUCCAUGGGAUCGGCGAGCUGCGACUCGGUCCCGGGAUCGCCCGGGGUAUCGCCGUACGCGCCGCACCCGCCGUCCGCUCCGCCUCCGCCGAUGCCGCCGCUCCCGCCUCCGCAACCAGUGGCCCUGGACUCACUGGUAGAAAACUGCCACAAACUGCUGGAAAAGUUCCACUACAGCUGGGAGAUGAUGCCGCUCGUGCUGGUCAUCCUCAACUAUGCUGGCUCCGACCUGGAGGAGGCCUCGCGGAAGAUUGAUGAAGCCUCCUGGGUGGUGCACCAGUGGCGGCUAUACGAGCGCUCGCUGUGCUCGCUGCUGGAGCUACAAGCGCGCAAGGAGUCGUUUUGCUGCUCGCCGCGCUACGUGUUGUCGCGCGAGUACGCGCCGCACCUGCCCGUGCCGCUUAUGCGCUCGCCGCCGCCAGCGCACUUGUAGCCCCACACCGCGCCGCGACAGACGGCGCACGAGCCCACUGAGCCGUCUACUUCGGCCAAACCCGAGUAGGCCCGAGGCCGACCCGAGCCUGACCCGAGAGGAGCCGAGCAGACCCGAGUGGGCCAUUCCGGACUUUACCUAGUUUUAUAUGUGCUAUACGUGUUAGAACACGCAUACUUGUAUAUUAUCACGGACAUUAAGUUGGAGAGUGGUUACCUUAUCAUGUUAACCCGGUCCUUAAAUUAAUUAUUCCCAGAUAUAUUAAGAAAACCAGUGAAUAUUUGUUUAUUUCGCCGGAUGUAUAAUUAACUGUUGUUAAGCAACCAUGAGAAUAUAUUGCGGACAUUUUGCAGCGAGAAAUUUCAUAUUAUCGGUGAUAAUAUUAAACCACUGUGGUUUGGCGGAAAACCACAUUGUUUGUAAUAUUGAAUAAACAUAAAAAAUGGAAGUAUAAGAGCAUUUUCACAUUGUCCUAUCCGAUAUCGGAUGAAGGAUCCCACGUCCGCAAUGUGUACCUACUUGCAACGGUCACGCACACUACAGAAAACAUUAUGCCUAUAAACAUGCGCAUCACACAAAAAAAUUUACAGUCCAACAUGUUUAAAAUUAUCAGAAAUGCCAAUCUGAUAUCGGAUGGCCUCAGAUGAAAAACAGACAGCUUGCUCGAGAGUGCCCUGUGGCAUCCUUUUUUUAGGGUUCCGUAGCCAAAUGGUAAAAAACGGAACCCUUGUGGAUUCGUCAUGUCUGUCUGUCUGUCUGUCUGUCCGUCCGUAUGUCACAGCCACUUUUUUCCGAAACUAUAAGAACUAUACUGUUGAAACUUGGUAAGUAGAUGUAUUCUGUGAACCGCAUUAAGUUCACACAAAAAUAGAAAUAAAACAAUACAUUUUGGGGGUUCGCCAUACUUAGAACUGAAACUCAAAAAAAAAAUUUUCAUCAAACCCAUACGUGUGGGGUUUCUAUGGAUAGGUCUUCAAAAAUAUUGUUGAGGUUUCUAAUAUCAUUUUUUUCUGAACUGAAUAGUUUGCGCGAGAGACACUUCCAAAGUAGUAAAUUGUGUGUCGGGCCCUGUAACUUCUAAAAUAAGAGAAUGAUAAAAUAAAAAGAAAAUAUAUCUCAUGUACAUUACCAUGCAAACGUCCACCGAAAAUUGGUUUGAACAAGAUCUAGUAAGUAGUUUUUUUUUUAAUACGUCAUAAAUCGUAAA
Molecule: messenger RNA, 2070 nt
Organism: Cydia fagiglandana
Lineage: Eukaryota; Metazoa; Arthropoda; Insecta; Lepidoptera; Tortricidae
Gene: dsx
Product: protein doublesex-like
Exons: 4
Coding region: 54-863 (269 amino acids)
Biological process (GO): sex differentiation; regulation of transcription by RNA polymerase II
Cellular component (GO): nucleus
Molecular function (GO): RNA polymerase II cis-regulatory region sequence-specific DNA binding; DNA-binding transcription factor activity, RNA polymerase II-specific
Source: RefSeq, a predicted model, not a curated record